AUAACUUGAGGAUGUCUGGAAGAGGCAAAGGAGGGAAAGGACUCGGUAAGGGUGGUGCAAAGCGUCAUCGUAAAGUGCUCCGUGACAACAUCCAAGGCAUUACAAAGCCUGCUAUCCGUCGUCUAGCCCGACGUGGUGGUGUUAAGCGAAUUUCUGGUUUGAUCUAUGAAGAGACUCGCGGUGUGCUUAAAGUGUUUCUGGAAAAUGUUAUCCGGGAUGCCGUCACUUACACAGAGCACGCCAAGAGAAAGACUGUAACUGCCAUGGAUGUAGUGUAUGCUUUGAAGAGACAGGGUCGCACUCUGUAUGGUUUUGGAGGUUAAGCGACAAUUGAGACGUUGUAAAUUAAAUACCACAAAGGCUCUUUUCAGAGCCGC
Molecule: messenger RNA, 377 nt
Organism: Polypterus senegalus (gray bichir)
Lineage: Eukaryota; Metazoa; Chordata; Cladistia; Polypteriformes; Polypteridae
Product: histone H4
Exons: 1
Coding region: 12-323 (103 amino acids)
Biological process (GO): nucleosome assembly
Cellular component (GO): nucleosome
Molecular function (GO): structural constituent of chromatin; DNA binding; protein heterodimerization activity
Source: RefSeq, a predicted model, not a curated record